This is a messenger RNA of Sparassis crispa, 1449 nucleotides long. RefSeq names its product Acyl-CoA desaturase. The coding region runs from base 1 to 1449 and encodes 482 amino acids. The transcript has 5 exons. The record is from RefSeq and is a predicted model, not a curated record. Lineage: Eukaryota; Fungi; Basidiomycota; Agaricomycetes; Polyporales; Sparassidaceae. Gene Ontology annotation, cellular component: endoplasmic reticulum membrane. Gene Ontology annotation, biological process: unsaturated fatty acid biosynthetic process. Gene Ontology annotation, molecular function: iron ion binding; heme binding; stearoyl-CoA 9-desaturase activity.
AUGUCGUCCACUGCCCCUUCGCCGCAAAAUACGACGAGGCCUGAGACCAUUACCCCCCCUCUGACCCCUAAACCAGCAGUCAAGGACGGGAAGGAAGAGCCCGCCGACAUCAACAUCCCCGACAACUAUGUUAGUUGGACACUUAAAAACCAGACAUCGCGCCCGCCCAUCACCUGGGACAAUUGGUGGCAGGAGAUGAACUGGCUCAAUCUCUCUAUUCUUACCAUCACUCCCGUCAUCGCAUUGUGGGGUGCGUUCUACGUCAAGCUGCGCUGGGAGACGUUCGUCUGGAGCGUGUUCUAUUACUACGUGACGGGACUUGGUAUCACUGCAGGAUAUCACCGUCUCUGGUCUCAUCGGUCGUACAACGCCUCCAAGCCGCUCCAGUACUUCCUCGCCAUGGCUGGCGCGGGUGCAGUCGAAGGCUCGAUCAAGUGGUGGUCUCGCGGACACCGCGCCCACCACCGCUACACGGACACGGACCUCGACCCGUACAACGCACACAAGGGCUUGUUGUAUUCGCAUAUUGGGUGGAUGCUUGUGAAGCCUCGCCACAAGCCUGGCGUCGCCGACGUGAGCGACCUCAGCAGGAACGAGGUCGUCCGCUGGCAGCAUCGCUGGUACCUGCAUUUGAUCAUCGGAUUCGGAUUUUUGUUCCCGACGGCGGUUGCGGGCUUCUGUUGGGGUGACUGGUUGGGCGGUUACGUGUUCGCCGGUGCUGCGCGUCUAUGCUUCGUGCAUCACUCCACGUUUUGCGUGAACUCACUUGCUCACUACCUGGGUGAAUCUCCAUUCGACGACAAGCACACACCGCGGGACCACGUGCUGACGGCACUGGUAACGAUCGGGGAAGGGUACCACAAUUUCCACCACCAAUUCCCGAUGGACUUCCGUAACGCGAUCAAGUGGUACCAGUAUGACCCGACGAAGUGGUUCAUCUCGGUGUGCGAGUUCCUCGGCCUUGCAACGCACCUGAAGGUGUUCCCCGAGAACGAGGUGCGCAAAGGCCAGCUGACGAUGGAGCUCAAGCGGCUCCGGAAGGCGCAGGAGGGCCUCUUGUUCGCUCCCGAUCUUGAUGAGCUUCCGGUGAUUAGCUGGGACAGCUUCAGGGAGCAGGCGGAGAGGCGUCCCUUGGUUGUUAUCGGCGGAUUUAUUCACGAUGUCGGCCACUUCAUGGAUGAGCACCCCGGCGGUCGCCAUCUCGUCGCGAAGAACAUCGGGCGCGACGCGACCACCGCGUUCUUUGGUGGUGUGUACGAUCAUUCCAACGCAGCGCACAACCUGCUCUCUAUGAUGCGCGUCGGGAUCCUGCAUGGUGGCAUGCAGCACGGACUGGACGAUAAGAGCGUCCCGCCGUCGCAGCGCCUGCGCAUUGCGCGCUACAACGAAUCCGGUUUGCCGAGCGCGUCAUCCCUGUCGUCUUCAGACAGCGAAGGCCUCCUUAUCUGA